Mya arenaria is the source of this 3739-nucleotide messenger RNA. RefSeq lists its product as uncharacterized. Lineage: Eukaryota; Metazoa; Mollusca; Bivalvia; Myida; Myidae. The transcript is spliced from 6 exons. The record is from RefSeq and is a predicted model, not a curated record. Bases 59 to 3739 code for a protein of 1226 amino acids.
CAUUAUUUGGGACAGCCGGUGGAAUAGAAGACUCCGGCAAUGACUUAAAAUCAAAACGAUGACUUGUUACCGAGAUCAACUGAGCAAGGAAGACACACAGAACUGGAUCAAGGCCGCCCUCGCCCUCAACAUUACCAAGGAGGGCCUUCAGGAUUUUGUGGAGGACGCGCUGACAUGCGUUCACAAGGACAUAUUGAGCACCGUUAGAACAUCAAAGAGGCUCCCAAGCGGGGCAGUAUGCGCACAUUGUUUUACCGAGAACGUAUUAAAGUGCCCCACGCGCGGGAUAUGUACUAGAACCUGCAGAUUUCACAACACCCUUCAGCCUGCACCUUGUCCAAAAGGGAUUUGUGAAGAUGUCCGUGAUGAAAUCAUUCAACAUCACAGGUUUACUGGGCCAUCUUGGAAGAACACGAACGCCGACAAAUGGUGUACUAGUCCCUGGGAGAUCGGCAAGUGUUUCCUGCCUCCUGAUGGCUACAAGACCGUGCCCUCUAUCAAAGAAAGUGACUUCAACGGCGUGCUUAGCGUCAUGAUGAAUUGUGCGGAUUUCGAAACCAAGCUGUCGUUCAAUGUUGCGACAACAACAAAUUUAUUGACAGAGGUAAGGGAGAUUGGUCGACGCGUCCGCCACUCUCACGACCAACAGAUAAAGGACACGGAACUUGUAGACUUCCUGUUUAAGCUCCGAACCCUGCUAGAGGAUAAAACUGAGCUAGCGAACCGACCCGAGGCACAACACGCCGUGGAACAGCUUAAAAAGCUGCAAACGGACGACUUCAAGAUCAGCUCUAAAAAGGAACUUGAGGCGUUGAAGGAAGGAUUGCGACUACGUUUAAUGAACCAUUACAAAACCACUUUGGCCGACAUGCCGAUAUCUCCUAUUCUGGUAGAGAAGAAUGCCAAACUCUCCAGGUUCUACGUGGCACCGAAAAUUACGGAGAAAGAUCAUAGAAAACUCGACAGGAUUGACAAGAAAGAACGCGGUAAAAAAAAUGCGAACUUUUCAGAUGUAUUCUGCAAAAACGGUCAGUUCCUCGGCAAUGCUUUCCUUGUUGGUGAACCAGGCACCGGAAAAUCCACAUUCUCCAUAAUGUGUGCCCUAGAAUGGACUCAACAGUAUUUACCAGCAGAGGAAAACGUUGGUAUUAAAACAAGCAAUGCCGACCCAGAAUUCUUCAAAGAGUUUGCAUUUUUGUUUCAUGUCACCCUACGAGAUUCAGGUAAAACUUGUGAUGUAGCAGAAAUGAUCAAGGAUCAGCUAAUAUGUAAAAUUUACCACGAAAAGGAUGUCGAUGAUGGCUAUCAGCUAUUGCAGACGGUGCUGGAAAGUGAAAAAUGUUUAAUCAUAGCUGACGGCCUUGAUGAAUGGACUCAUCCAGAAAAUGAAAAGUGUACCUGCAAAGCGGACGAGAAAGUCACCCCUUUCCGGAACUCGGCCAACAAGGCCACACUUCUCACGACAACACGACCCUGGCGACUCUCACAGAUUAGAGUACAGGAUUCAAAGAUCGACAAGUAUCUUGAAAUAGAAGGACCUGACGACCCAUCACAACUAGUGAAAAAUAUCCUCACCAUCCUAAAUGAGGAUACUGAGAAUGAACGGACUCCAGAGGCCUUUAUACGAAUGGUACAUGAAAAGGGUCUUACAGGUUUAUUGACAGCACCUAUCACACUCACCCACCUGGUGUGCCUAUGGUUCGAGGGUAUAUCGUUGACCAAUUCAAAGUGUGAUAUUUAUGCUGGAGUGAUAAACAUGCUUUCAUGUAGACAUAGUUGUAUGCGAAGGGAGCUUAAAGAGCCCAAAAUUAAACUGCCACAUGUAUUAACGGUUCAUGAAUGCUUUAGACAAAAUCCGACAAUAUACCUUGAGCUAGCAAAGUUGGCAUACGUUACUUUGUUUUCAGGGUGCCGAGAAUCGUCUGUUGUUUUCAGCAGCGAUACGGUUUACGCUACAUUAGACAAACAGCAGGUUGAGUUUGCAUUGAAGUCGGGUCUACUCACGGAGAAAAAAUCCAACUCAUAUAGCAGGAGAUCAUCUCAUUUUACAUUCUUUCAUAAAACACUUCAAGAGUUUUUAGCGGCUCUUCAUUUAUGCGUAAAUGGAGACGACUACAAUCAGCUAUCAAGCAAGUACGAAUCAGAUAAUAAACAAUAUAUCUUGGGAGAUGUUUCUCAGGUUUUUAUUUACAUAUGUGGAAUGAAGCCCGAGCUCGGUGUUCAAAUGUCUUCAUGGAUCAAUAAUUCUAUACCACAAUGUGGAAUGAAGCCAGCGAUCAAAGUUUCAAUGUCUAUGUGGUCCAGUUGUUCUCCACCACACAGCACCCGUUGCUUUAUACCCUACGACAAUCCCUUCAGGGAAGAGGUACCAAUACCCGGAGACACGGAGCUACUUCAGGACAUGAUUGUUUCCGGGUACCUUGAAUCCCAGGCGAACAGCUAUGAUGACACCCCGCUCACUCUCAAACACUUUGUGUUCUGUGGAAGGGUAAAUGUCAGUGUGUUAAAAAAGCUGAUACGGACAAACAUUAACCGAAUUCAGACACUUCUCUUUGAUGCUACUAUAAAUAGUGGGGAGGAUGUACAUGAGUUGAUCACAUCUUCCUCCGACUCCCUCAAAGCAGUUGAUAUGUUGUACUGUGACGAAGUUAAGAAUAUACAGCUACUGUGCGACACACUUCCAAGUCUUCCUCACUUACAAAACUUUAAAAUACAAUACACAGAUCUAGGUGAGCUCCACCUCCUCCCUCCAGCCUCCAUUUGCCAUAUUGAACUAGUGUGUGUGACAAUGACAUCGGAAGCGGUGCGGAGACUGAUGGAUAUGAUGGAGAACAUACCACACACCGUAAAAUGUGUGAUGGAUUACUGCAUGCUGAAACCAGACCGUGAGUUGGAAAACAUCCGAGAGCAUAUUGUCAGUUCGGCGUUGUUCAAUCUUGGAAAAUUUGCAAUCAUCCAAGUGCAAGUAGACGGAUCGGCGUUUCUUGACCCAUCCACAAUCAUCCAAAGACUUGUGGACAGUUUGGUGUCAUUCAAUCUUGACGAAUUUGAGGACAUUCGAGAGCAAGAAGACAGCUUGGUGUCAUUCAAUCUUGACGAAUUUGAGGACAUUCGAGAGCAAGAAGACAGCUCGGCCUCAUUCAAUCUUGACGAAUUUGAGGACAUUCGAGAGCAAGAAGCCAGUUCGGCGUCAUUCAAUCUUGACGAAUUUGAGGACAUUCGAGAGCAAGAAGACAGCUCGGUGUCAUUCAAUCUUGACGAAUUUGAGGACAUUCGAGAGCAAGAAGACAGCUCGGCCUCAUUCAAUCUUGACGAAUUUGAGGACAUUCGAGAGCAAGAAGACAGCUCGGCGUCAUUCAAUUUUGACGAAUUUGACGACAUCCAGCUAAUACAGCUAAUGGACAGUUUGACGUUAUUAAUCCGAGAGUUUGUGAAAAUUUCUUCGGCGAAACACAAUCUUAAAGAAUUAGAAGCCAUCCGAGAACAAGUGGAAACUUCGACGUUAUUCCUUAGACCAUUUGUACACAUCCGAUGCCUGGUCGACAGAACGGCGUCACUUUAUCUUGACGCGUUAAAUGACAUCCGAGAGCAAGUCGUGGACAGCCCGGCGUCAUUUAAUAUUGACACCUUCGAGGACACCCGAGAGAUAGUGGACAGCUCGGCGUCAUUUAAUCUAAAGGCAUCUGACAUUAUAUAUCGAGUGUUUAGAUUAAUGUACACUAAAAAUGUAAAACAGUAA